Molecule: messenger RNA, 957 nt
Organism: Tetrapisispora phaffii CBS 4417
Lineage: Eukaryota; Fungi; Ascomycota; Saccharomycetes; Saccharomycetales; Saccharomycetaceae
Gene: BUG1
Product: Bug1p
Exons: 1
Coding region: 1-957 (318 amino acids)
Source: RefSeq, a predicted model, not a curated record
AUGUCAGAUCUGGAUGCUGAGGCUGCUAAGAAAGCCAAGUUAGAGGAAGCAAGGAAGAGGGUUGAGGAAUUGAAGAAAAAAAAAAAGAAUAAGAAUAAGGGCAAAAAGAAGGCAGAUGAGAAAGAUGGUAGUGAUGAAAUCAUACCUAUUAAUAGCAAUGAAGAUGAAAUUAGUAUUAAUGAGACAGUUGAUGAAACUGUUGGUAUUGAAGAAACAAUUGAUGAUAAAGUAGAAACAAUCGAAACACCAGUUUCAGUUGAAGACGGAGAAGUGAAAGCUAGACUUCCUAAUCCAAACGAAGAAGAAGAAGAAGCUCCAAGUGAAAGUGAAGAUAAUGUAAAUAGUAAUGAAAUUUUAGAGGAAAAGGAAGACAAUACAGAAAACGCUGUUAAUGAGAGAGAAGUCGGACCUACAACAAAUGUCGAAACUAAGUUAGAGCAAAGUUUACCAUUAAUCAAAACUGAGGAAAGUAAAAGUGAAGAAGUGAAAGCUACCGAUUCCACUCCAAAUUUUUUUGGCGAAGAGACAGAUAAAUCUGACUUUAUGCUGUCAAUUGAAGAUGAUAAAAAAUCAGUGGAAAUUGAGGAAUUGAAGAAAGCAUUGGAAGGUGCUAAAGCUGAAAAUAAAAAGAUGAUGUUUGUCCAAAUGGAUCAAGAAACUACAAUCGAUGAAUUGAAUGAUGAAAUUGCUUCCUUAAAGGCAGAAUUGAAUAAUGUUAAAAGAGAACUAGAGAUUGUUAAGAAUAGCUCCAAUAUGCAACCGUUGGUUCAACAGUCAUCAACUCCUCAUAUUCAAUUAUCUAAUUUCAAUAAUGCAAAUAAUUCACCAGUAUCAAGCAAUGGCCAACCAUCUGUAAAUGUUCCAAUUGAUCGCGCUAUGUUUAACAAAUGGCGUGACUGGAAUAUUGAUAUGAGUUGUUGGAGAAGUAUCGGUUCUGGUCCAAUAGUCGAAUUUUAA